Schistosoma bovis is the source of this 3206-nucleotide messenger RNA. The record is from the annotation of a GenBank genome assembly. NCBI's taxonomy places the organism in Eukaryota, Metazoa, Platyhelminthes, Trematoda, Strigeidida, Schistosomatidae.
AUGUUGAUCAAUAACUACAAAGCCUUUACAGAUAUAUCUGUUCACGACCAACACUUAUUAUACUCUGGUGUUGAAUUAACAGACCAAACAAUUCUGUCUACUGUAAAUAUUGGACAUGGCGCUUUAUUACUUCUUGUCUUAGGAUUAAGAACUGGACCAUUAGGUAGAUAUGAUUUAUGCACAUCAACCAAUCAAAAAUAUUCCAAUAAUGACAUUUCAUCACAGUCUACUAAUAAUAAUAAUGACGAAACGGAAUAUACACGAUUGUUGUCUCUCUUGUCAUCCUCCUCUUCUUACCCAUCCGUGUCAUCAUCAUCAGCAGCAGCGCCAACUGUCGUUUUUCCAUCGAUAUGUGUAACAGCUGUUGUCAAUGCAACUAAAAUAGCAUCAGAUGAAUUAGAACAAACUGAAACUAAUCUACUAAUGAAUUCAUUUGAAUCCUAUAAUGACAAUAAUGAUGACACUAUUAAUUCUAAUUGUUUCACAUCAUCAGAUGAUGAAAUUUAUCGAAUUGCUGAAGUUCUUGGUUAUGCUAUUGAUAACAAUGAACAGUUGUUAUCACCUUCAUUAUAUGAUUUUCCUACAACAGUAACGGACGAAAGUCAAUUAUAUGACUAUGAUAAUAAUGAUAUUGAUGAGACUGAUAUUUAUUAUCAUUAUGAACAGUCGUUUACUCCACCUCAACAAUUGAGUUGGGUAAUAACACCAAGUUAUAAUUCCACACAACAAUUAAACAUACCAGAAACCAAUUCAUACGAAUUAUGUGAUAAUAUCAAUUCAAACAACAAUUCAUUUCAAUAUAUUCAUGGAUUUAAAACUAUUGAAACACCUUCUAAACAUUAUCAAUCAACUGAUUCGUUAUUUGAUAAAACCAAUACAUCUACUUCUACUACUACUACUACUAGUAGUAGUAAUAAUUCAAUCUUUUCUUCUCUAAAAGAAGAAUCAUAUUUAUCUUCACCGAAUAUAAAUGUUAUAGUCGAUAAUGAUAAUAAUAGUAAUAAUAAUAAUAGUAGCAAUAAUAACCAUUCUAUUGUUGAUGCCAAAAGAUCUACACGUAAUAAUGAUAAGGCAGCUGCUAUGAUUGUUCACAAUGAUGAUGAUGAUUUUCAUUUGGACAGACAUUAUUCCAAUUCAAAUACUAUUCCUUUAUUGAAUACUACUACUAAUACUACUACCAAUACUACUACUAUUACACAUCUUCCUAUUUCAUCCGGUGAUAAUUCUAUCAUACAAUUAUUGAAUAAUUCAACUAUUAAUUUCAUUAAUAAUCCAUUAAUUAUCAAUCAUUUUCAAUCAUUAAUUAAUUCACCUUGUUCAUAUUCAUUUUAUUUAAUGAUGCAAAUGAAAUUAUUAUGUAAUAAUCAAUUUCAUUCAAAUGAAUAUUUAUUUAAUUUAAUACCAAAUAAUAAUAAUAAUAAUACUAUUGUUAUGAAUAGAAGAACAUCAUAUACAAACAAAACUUUCGAAUCACCAUUGGAUCAAAAUUAUCUUCCACAAAUCACUAAAAGUCAUUCCAAUCAUUUAAAUAACAAUGAAUAUAAUAUUACUGAAAAGUUAUUAAAUGAUACUAGACGACAUAACAGACAAACAGAAUUCAACUUGGACUGUAAUGAUAAUGAUGAUUUGCGACAAAUGUGUUUAUCGAAUACUACCAUUGACAGAUCUUCAUCACAUUCUCUUCAGUCGUUAUCAUCGUCGUCUCCUUCAUCAUCAUCAUCUUCCUCUUCUUCUUCUUCCUCCUCUUGUAAUACAACUAUACAUUCAAAUCAGUCCAGAUGUUAUGAGUGCAAUAGACGAACCCGAUUAGCUUGCGGUUUUACCUGUCGAUGUGAAAGAUGGUUUUGUUCUAGGCAUCAUCAUCCAGAAGAUCAUAGAUGUAAUUUCAAAUUCAAAACAAUGGUAAAUUGAAUAAUAUUGAAAUAGAAUACUUUGUUACUCAGUUUCAUUUGAUAUUUUCUAUGAAAUCUAUUUAUAUUAUUUAAUUCGAUUAUCUUUUGAUGUCUUGGAUAUGUGUGAUGAUGUUGAUGAUGAUGAUAACGACGCCUAAAGUAGAUUAUUUGUAGAGUAUUAUUUCUAAAUGUCAAUUUUUACUGUUCAUUUCAGAUUCAUUAGUAAUUAAGUUUUCUAUGCUGUCGACAGAAUCAUCUCUUUGUCAUAUUCCGUACUAUCGUACUGUCUUCAUAAUAGAAUGAAUGAUUGUUGUUAAGUAUAGUCGUCUUCUUUUUUAGGAAUAGUUUUUUUUCUUAUAUCAUUCUUUCUUCACUCAUUCCUGGGUUGUUUUUGUUGUUGUUGCCUUAUCUACAUAGUUUUUAUUCAAAGUCUAGUCGCUUUUUUUCUCUCCCUCUAUAUCUCUCUAUGUUUUCAUCGUUAAAUCAAACUUAACAGUACAUUUCAAUACACAUUCAUAUACACAAAUACACAUAUAAACUAUUCACAUUAUAAUUGCUUAAGUGAUUAAAAUGUAAUACUCAACUUCCAAUCAAUAGGUUGUAAGUUCGAACCCUUUCACUCUCUAGUUUACUUAGGUUUAAACAAUUAGACUAUACCUAUAGUAUCACUAAUCCAUACAUAGAAAUAAUACAGUCCGAAGUCAUAUGAAUCAAAUCUAUACUAGGUAUUUCAUUCCUAUUAGCAUUAAAAUGUGUAUGUGUGUGUGUGUGGGGGUAUUAUUAUGUUGUUUUUAUCACCGUACAUUCUGAUUCAUGUGUUGUUAUGUACUUUUUCUAAAUGUUUUGUUUUUGUUGUUGUUGUUGCUAAUGUCUUUACUACUCUGUUAUACUUUGUUAAUCAAUUUUGUUUAGAAUUUCUUUGAUUGUGUUUUCUUUCUUUGUUUUUCUUUUUUUUCUACAUUUUAUGAUGUUAUAAGAAAAGAAUUAAAAGUUAUGAUUAUUUCCAAUUUUGUACUGUAUGGAUUAUGGAAUGAAUUCAAUACCAAGAGGUCUUAAUAAAUAAAAAAAACUUCCAUUUUACGGUUUAUAUUCCUAUUGGAUUGAAAAAUUAAUGAAUUUUCAUUAGAAUUUCUAGGUUAUCUAUUACAACAUUCACUUGGUGGUGGUGUUGUUGUUUACUUUUAUCUUCCCAUUGUUAUUUAGGAUUGCAAUUGAUCAGUUUCUUGUUCACAUAUGUGCAUCCUAUGUGGAUUGCCUCGAUUAUAACCUUAAGUCACAAGCUUUUUUUAAAAAAGUCAUUCAGUAACAACGUAG